UGUCCGUGGGUUGCUGCCGAUGUGAGCGCUGAACUGCGCCGCUUUAUUCUCGCGCCUCCCUCCCCGUUACAUUGCAUACAUUCGGUUUGGUAACUAUCAUCCUCAGUGUUGGAAAGCAUUUAGUUAGACUGACGUUACCGAAUCCUCAAUUUAGUUAUUGCGUGAGGAGGGGAUGUCAGCCGGUGCACAGGACCAGAGGAAGAACCAGCAGCCUCAAGGAAAUGCGCCGAAGGAGGGAGUGGUAGCGGAGCCGGAGGAGCCGUUCGAUGCUUGGCGCACGCACCAACACCCGAGCUACAGCACGGCCAUGUCUGGCAUGGCUUCGGCCGACCCGUACAUGUCCAACUACUAUGGCGGCACGGCGGCCGGCUACCCGCCGUACCAGACGUUCGGGGUCGGCGACGGCGCCUGGUCCAACGGCGGCGACCACCUGGCCUUCAUGGGCGGCUACAGCCAGCCGCCCGUGCAGCCCGACAGCUACAACAUGGACGGCAUGUUCGGCGGCCAGGGCUUCGGCGGCUUCGGCCAGCCGGGCUUCAACUACGGCCCGUUCCAUGGUAACGGCGACUACUCAGCCUGGGGCAGCGGCGUCGGUCGGAAGUACGACGACUAUUACCGCGGCGACCCGGCCGCCUACGGCGCCGACGAGCGCGGCAUCAAGCAGGUGGAGCAGGGCAUGCAGCGCCUCAGCGUGGACCCCAAGCACGACCCGCGCGUGUACGGCGACCUGGCGCCGCCGGGCGGGCCGCAGAAGAAGUCGUGGGCCAGCAUCGCCAGCCAGCCGGCGCGGCCCGUGCCGCUCGCGAACAAGAUGGUGAUGCCGCUGGUGGGCGGCGGCACGCGCGACGCCAUCGGCAUGUGGGACGGCAAGAACGGCGGCCCCAAGCCGGUGGGCCCGCCGGCGUCGGCGCGACCUGGCUGGCUGGCGCCGCGCGGCCGCGGCGCGCCGCCGCUCGGCUACCCGCCGCAGCCGAUGCCGGCGCAGCAGGCGCCGGCGCCGCCGCCGGCGCACCCCGUGCUCGACGAACUGCGCGACCGCAACGAGUACAACCCCAAGGAGUUCGACCUGAACCCGAAGAACGCCCGCUUCUUCGUGAUCAAGUCGUACUCGGAGGACGACAUCCACCGGUCGAUCAAGUACGAGAUCUGGUGCAGCACGGAGCACGGCAACAAGCGGCUGGACGCGGCGUUCCGCGAGCGCGACGGGAAGGGCCCCAUCUACCUGCUGUUCUCGGUCAAUGGCAGCGGACACUUCUGCGGCAUGGCGCAGAUGCUCUCGUCGCUGGACUAUAACUCGUCUGUGUCCGUCUGGGCGCAGGACAAGUGGAAGGGACAGUUCAAAGUGAAGUGGAUUUAUGUGAAGGACGUGCCCAACUCGCAGCUGCGACACAUCCGGCUGGAGAACAACGAGAACAAGCCGGUGACGAACUCGCGCGACACGCAGGAGGUGCCGGCCGACAAGGGCCGCCAGGUGCUCAAGAUCAUGCACUCGUACGGCCACCGCACCUCCAUCUUCGACGACUUCGUGCACUAUGAGCAGCGCCAGGAGGAGGAGGAGGGUCGGAAGCCGCAGGCCCACCACGCAGCCAAGGAGGACGAGGAGCUGCCGGCCGGCCGCGGUGAGCGGGGGCGCGGCCGGGGCCAACGGAACUAGGCGGCCCGCGGACGCCGCCGGCGGGCCGCGCGCGCCGACGCUGACGCGCUGCCGGGGGAGUGGACGUCAGGACGGAGUGGCCACCGUAUCUAAUGGACGCCAAAACACGCGUGGCCACCGUAUCUAACGGACGUGAAACCUAUCGCAGCCACUGCAUCCAGUGAACGCCAAAAGAGGUGGCCGCGGCAAUCAGUGAUAGUUGGGACACUCAGCUGCCCCGUUUCCAGUGGACUAAAAAACACGCGGCUGCGUAUCCAGCGACCACGUUACAGGUCGCUGCCGCAUCCAUCGGCCGCAAAAAGGCCUGACUGCACUAUCUGAUGACGGCAAAAGGUGUGGCUACGAUUACAAGUGGCGUGCAACGCUGAAUUGUUCGGUUAUUUGUUUGUCUGCAAAACGCUACCGUGGGCCUUUAAAGGACGGUUUUUGGUAAUCAGGCCUCUGUGAAUUUCAAGAAAUCUGUGUGUCUUGUGUGGUGGAUGGUGGUAUGAAUGUGUGGUCGGCAGUGGUCGCACAGUUUAUCUGACUCGAGCAACGUUGAGAGUAUCGAUAAGUAUCUAAACCUAAUUAAUGGAAUGCGAAUGUUUCAUGUUGCCAGCUUAACCGCACAGAAGCUUCUCAUUUGCCUCCGGUGAUCUUUGCCCAGAAGCUCUUCACGUAACCCAAGUAGACUGUCAAAUGCUGCUAGGACUGGUAGCGGGCGUGCUGGGAAGACGCGUUUGUUACGGAACUGCACCUUGUAAUAGCUAACCGCGUAUUAGACAGCCCCAAUUGUCAGGUGUUUCGAGUGUCCGCCUUAAUGGAAGCUGGCGACAGCUUGCUGUUUGGAGCCUUCCCACUUUCCUGCGUUGAGCCGCCUGAUAAUGUUUAUCAAGUAGUUUUAUUUUGGUUUUAGUAUGCAACUCGCCUGCAUUAUACUUUGGGUGGACACAACGGCCCGCAGAUCACCGGUGUCAAUCAGUAUAUCUUGUGUUUGACAAGUGCAGUAGCAUGCUAUUGCAACCCCGUUACUGUAUGAAAUCACAACGAUCUGCCGUAACAAGGCAUGCUAUUGAAUGUGCGGAAAUGGUUGGACAUGGCACGCAAUUGAUGGCGCAGUUAUGAUUCAUUGGCAAUGUUGUGGCCGUCGUUUUGGUUGAUUCGGCCUUGUCCAACGUCCAUCCUGCUGCAAUCGGUUCAACCGCCCGCCGCGAAAGAAACCGAAAUCCCAACUUACCGCUCCCUUCCAGUAUUGUGCGUACUCUUCCACUUCCCACAGCGGGGUUAGUCUGUUUCAGCGGUGCUGCCGGUGUGUCUGUGUAGAACUGGGCACCAUCUGACGCUGCUCUGUGGCGGGGAUAUCGGGAAAUAUAAGGACGAGUCUGGA
This is a messenger RNA of Pollicipes pollicipes, 3020 nucleotides long. RefSeq names its product YTH domain-containing family protein 3-like. Gene Ontology annotation, molecular function: N6-methyladenosine-containing RNA reader activity; mRNA binding. The record is from RefSeq and is a predicted model, not a curated record. NCBI's taxonomy places the organism in Eukaryota, Metazoa, Arthropoda, Thecostraca, Pollicipedomorpha, Pollicipedidae. Gene Ontology annotation, cellular component: cytoplasm. Gene Ontology annotation, biological process: mRNA destabilization.